UUCUUCUCCACAAGAUAUUCCGGGGAAAUUGAUUACAUUUCUUGUAAUUUUCCGAGAAAAUUCAUUUGGGGAAUUCGAUUUUAUAUGAAUUCUAGUUUCAGGGUCGGCGAUUGAAGUGAUGAGCAACCACCUGCGAGCUAUCUGUAGACCACACACGGUGUUUGCUUCGAUCGUGUGUUGUAGUAGAAACCAAACUCGAUCACUCGUCAGGGUUUCGAUUCAAAAGUUCAGCUUUAGAACUCGGGUCUCGAAUUCGUUUCCGUUUAGGUCUAAAGAUUCCAACUUUUGGUUUGGGGUGAGUCAGAGGAAGACUCUGGUCAGGGCAGCUUCGAGUUGGAGCGAAGAGAAGUCUCCUUACGAUACUCUCGAGUUGGAACGAGAUGCAGAGGAGGAGCAGAUUAAGGUGGCGUACAGACGAUUAGCUAAGUACUAUCAUCCUGAUGUUUAUGAUGGGAAAGGGACGCUUGAAGAAGGAGAGACGGCAGAAGGUAGAUUCAUCAAGAUCCAGGCUGCAUACGAGCUGCUCAUGGACACUGAGAAGAGAAGACAGUAUGAUAUGGAUAACCGAGUGAAUCCAAUGAAGGCGUCACAAGCUUGGAUGGAAUGGCUGAUGAAAAAGCGUAAAGCAUUUGAUCAGAGAGGCGACAUGGCGGUUGCAGCUUGGGCUGAGCAACAACAGCUUGAGAUUAACCUUCGUGCUCGUCGUCUUUCCCGUUCCAAGGUGGAUCCGGAAGAAGAGAGGAAGUUACUGGAGAAGGAGAAGAAAGCGUCAAGAGAGUUGUUUAACAGCACUCUAAAGCGACACACGCUGGUAUUGAAGAAAAGAGACUUGAUGCGGAAGAAAGCUGAGGAUGAUAAGAAGAAGCUCAUCACUCAGCUGUUAGCAGCAGAAGGUCUCGAGCUUGAUACUGAAGAAGAGGAGGAAGAAGAGACAGCCAAGUAAACAUUUUGCAAAAGCUUCACCUUUUCUUAUAUCUCUACUCUCUCUCUUUCUGUGUCAACUUUACAUGUAGAUAUUAUAUUUUAUAAUUACCAGAACUUUCAUUCUCGGUUCAAAA
Brassica napus (rape) is the source of this 1058-nucleotide messenger RNA. RefSeq lists its product as uncharacterized. NCBI's taxonomy places the organism in Eukaryota, Viridiplantae, Streptophyta, Magnoliopsida, Brassicales, Brassicaceae. The transcript is spliced from 4 exons. The coding region runs from base 119 to 943 and encodes 274 amino acids. The record is from RefSeq and is a predicted model, not a curated record.